This is a messenger RNA of Helianthus annuus (common sunflower), 1349 nucleotides long. Its product is annotated as protein GrpE. Gene Ontology annotation, biological process: protein folding. The transcript is spliced from 3 exons. The coding region runs from base 62 to 1117 and encodes 351 amino acids. The record is from RefSeq and is a predicted model, not a curated record. NCBI's taxonomy places the organism in Eukaryota, Viridiplantae, Streptophyta, Magnoliopsida, Asterales, Asteraceae. Gene Ontology annotation, molecular function: protein homodimerization activity; protein-folding chaperone binding; adenyl-nucleotide exchange factor activity. Gene Ontology annotation, cellular component: chloroplast.
AUCCAUAUCAUCUCCCUCACUCACUGCCUCCCUCCCUACCCACUCCCCUUCAUCCCUUUCAAUGGCUGCCACUGCUGCUUCUUCAACUACCUUCCAUCUCAAUCCACCACCAAACCGCCAUAACUCCAUCUCAAAGCUCCCGUUUCUAUCUCUGCAACGCAGCCGGCAGCCAUGGCCAACACAGUUCCCCCUCAUAUCAUGUUCCUCUUCAAUCAAUUUCCCAAACAAGCUAUCUCGUCUUCCAUUUGGUUUCACUUUGUGCUCCGCUUCUUCACAGGACGAAACCCUAGUUACCGAAGAUGAAAACGAUGUCCUUGUUGAUGGUUCUCUGCCUCCUCAGGAAGAUGCAGAAGGUACAACUACAGAGGAUGAUGGUGAUGAUUCAACGGAGAGUGACGGUGCAGCAUCAGAAGAAUCACCCGUAACCAUUUUAUCAUCACUGCAGUCAUACAAAGAGGCCUUAGCGGAUAACAACGAGGCGAAAAUAUCCGAAAUAGAAACUUAUUUAAAAUCAAUUGAAGAUGAAAAACUGGUCUUGGAAAGGAAACUGGCAACGCUGUCGGAUGAACUUUCAACUGCGAAAGAUCGAGUGCUUCGAAUAAGUGCGGAUUUCGACAAUUUCAGAAAAAGGACAGAACGGGAACGGAUUUCGUUGGUGGCAAAUGCGCAAGGUGAAGUUGUGGAAAAUCUUUUGCCUGUUUUGGAUAACUUUGAGCGCGCUAAAGCUGCGAUUAAAGUGGAAAACGAGAAAGAGGAGAAGAUUAACAAUAGUUACCAAAGUAUAUACAAGCAGUUUGUGGAGAUUUUGGGUUCUCUUGGUGUUGUUCCUGUGGAGACAACUGGACAGCCGUUUGAUCCAUUGCUGCAUGAAGCGAUUAUGCGUGAAGAGUCAACUGAAUUUGGGGAAGGUGUGGUAAUUCAAGAAUUUCGCAAGGGGUUCAGAAUCGGUGAAAGACUUCUACGCCCGUCAAUGGUUAAGGUUUCGGCUGGUCCAGGACCUGAAAACACUGAACCAGUGAGCCCUUCAGGACCGGAGGCUCAAGCUCCAGGUGCAGACUCAGUUGAGGAACCAGAGGAAGUUGACCAGUCAGAACCGUCUCCAGCCCAGGACGAAUGAUACGGUUAUGUGUUGAUUAAUUGAUUUACAGUUAGUGAACUCAUUAAUUACUUGGCAGGAGGGGUGUGUCAUGCCUUUGCCUCCUAUAUUAAUUAUUAAGAGAUUGAAACCGGUUUUUCAAAAAACUAUCGCUUUAAUGCUUGGCAAACAUUUGUUCUUGUUUUGUAUUUUUGUCUGUUCACAACUUCACAUAUAUAUUUUUUUUAGCUAAAACUAAUGUUUUCAUGGGGUC